GCAGUUACAGUGAACAGCAAAAGAUGUCAGACCAACCGGAUGAUACUCAGAAACAGACCAUGAAUGAGGUGAAGAAUUUUAAAAGGAACAGCUUAAGGAAGACACAAACCGAAGUAAAGGUUAUGCUGCCGACAAAAGAGGUGAUUCAGCAAGAGAAGGAUGCAGUUAAGACAACCUCCUGAUAGAAGCUGGUCCCCUGCUGCUUCGCCGAUGUGCAUUCCAAAUGCCAACCAGUUUGCUUUAGACACAAGUCCGGCACGUUCAUAAUCAGAGCACUGUGCCUUGAGGACCCUCGCCUUCCAAUAUUCAGGGCGCAUUCCACUUGUAUUUGGUGAUUGUAUCUUCUGUUGUUUAUUUGUUUUGCUUUUGACACCGCUUUGAGCGCAGAAAAGUGGGAGUAAUGUAGGCCAGGGUGAGGGUGGCAGAUACUGGGUUUUUGCAUGGCAGAUCCCAGCUGGAUUUAGACAGUGUAAUGGUGAUUUGUGGCUGUUCUUUUUAUUUUUGCCUUCCAAUUUAAAAGAACACACAAAACUUAAUUCAUUGUUUAAUAUGGAAAAGAAAUAAAAUGUACAUUUGAAAUAA
This is a messenger RNA of Hypanus sabinus (Atlantic stingray), 582 nucleotides long. RefSeq names its product thymosin beta-15A-like. Bases 24 to 182 code for a protein of 52 amino acids. The record is from RefSeq and is a predicted model, not a curated record. Gene Ontology annotation, biological process: actin filament organization. The transcript has a single exon. Lineage: Eukaryota; Metazoa; Chordata; Chondrichthyes; Myliobatiformes; Dasyatidae. Gene Ontology annotation, molecular function: actin monomer binding.